Molecule: messenger RNA, 2646 nt
Organism: Plasmodium malariae
Lineage: Eukaryota; Apicomplexa; Aconoidasida; Haemosporida; Plasmodiidae
Product: Adaptor complexes medium subunit family, putative
Exons: 1
Coding region: 1-2646 (881 amino acids)
Biological process (GO): endocytosis
Cellular component (GO): cytoplasmic vesicle
Source: RefSeq, a predicted model, not a curated record
AUGGAUGUCUUUUGCAUUUAUACGUCCGGCGGGAAAUUGUUAACGGAACAUAUAUACGACAAUCACAUGAGGAAUAGAAGCUUGCAUAAUAACUAUUUGCAUAACAACUUGAAGUCCAUCAUAACGCAGAAUAAGCAAAGCACGAAUAAUCAAUGCAUGUUGUUUCUUAGAGAAAAGGAAAAGGAUAGUGUAUUAUUGGGGUGUUAUUACAAUAGUUUUGUGUAUAUAGUUAAGAGGGACAAUUUAUUUUUUAUAUCAUUGAAGAGGAAUGAAAACAAUCCAGGGUUAAUUGUUGAGGUAAUUCAAGAAAUAGUUAUAAGCAUAAAGAAGUAUUUUAACACGGAUUGUUUAACUGAGCAUAUAUUUAUAAGGAACUAUUCAUCUGUAAAUUUUUUAAUAAAUGAAAUUUUAGCACAAGGAGGAAAGCCUAGUUUGUUUGUUGAUUCUAUUUUGAGAAGUUUGGUUAAAAGUGAGUGUACUAUAUUAAAUGAAACGUUAAGAUAUGCACCCAUACCAAGUAACUUAUAUAAUAUGAUUUCACAGAGGAGAAAUAAUUAUUACAUGUUGGGUGAUACGGAUGAUGAGAAUAACAUCAAUAGUAGUUAUAGCAAUGGGAAUAGUAUAAACUCAAUUGAUGCAUUGAAUGUUUUUUGGAGAUCGAACAACAUAAACUAUUCUAUAAAUGAGAUUUUUAUAGAUAUAAUCGAGUAUGUACAUUGUAUUGUAUAUAAUAAUAACUACUUGCUUCAUUAUGCUGUUCAAGGUAAUGUACAUAUCAGAUGCAACAUAAAUGGUUUCACCUUGAUUAAGCUGUAUUUUAAUAUGGACAUAGAUUUAAGUAAGUCUAUUGUACACUUUACUGUUAGAUAUGAUAGAUUAUAUAACACAGAUGGUACAGAAAAUGAAAGGAAUGUCUUAUAUUUUGUGCCUUUAAAUGAAGAGUAUAUACUUAUGAAAUAUUAUGAUUUCCGUCAACUAGUGCAUCAGAGAACUAAUAUUUUGGGUUACACCUCAAGAUUCCCGUAUGACGCAUCGGAGCAGUUAACGGAUGUUUUAAAUAUCCAGAGUGAAGCUGUGCCAACUGCUGAAUAUAGAACUACUGAGGAAGUUGAGAAUUUCCAGAGGACAGUAAGUGAGGUCGACGAGCCCAAUAUACAAGAAGGUGGUGGGGAAAAUAUACAGAGGGAGUUUUCCCCCGCUGUUUUGGAACAAGCUCAUGAGAAUGAGGGUGCAGUCGGGAAGAAUACGGAUGAAAAUGAUGAAGAUGAAAAUGAUGAAGAUGGAAAGAAUGCAGAUAUGAAGAAUGCAGAUAUGAAGAAUGCAGAUAUGAAGAAUGCAGAUAUGAAGAAGGCAGAUAUGAAGAAGGCAGAUAUGAAGAAGACAGAUAUGAAGAAGGCAGAUAAAAAGAAGUUAGAUAGAAAGAAGGCAGACAGAAAGAAGGUAGAUAAGAAGAAGGGAGACAGAAAGAAGGCUGAUAGAAAGAAAGAGGAUGCGAAAGAUAUGUUUAUGAAUAAUUCUGUUGUGGAUGAUGAAUGUAAGAAUAUGGGGGUUGAUUCGUUUUUGGCGCAAAGUGCCAAAGGGGAAACUGCCGACACUGAUGUGAGUAGUCAAAGAUACAUCUUUAAGGAAUACUCCGAUGAGGGAAGUAAUGAUCAAGAAGAGGUUGGUCAAAGGUACAUUUUUAAGGAGUACUUCGAUGAGGAAAACAGUGCUGAGAAACAAGCCGAUGAGGAAAACGGUGCAGAGAAACAAAUCGAUGAAGGAAACACUGCUGAAAGACAGAUCAGUGGACCACGCAUCAGUGCAGAAGAUUUUAUCACAGGAAGUAUGACCGAGGGUUACAGUGCAGAAGCAACUGUUAAUAGUAAUGAGGAGUACGUUUUCAAAAACUAUGACGAUGAUGAUAUAAUAAAUAAUAGCAAUGACGCGGAAGAUAAUGAAUCUGCAAGUAAUAAUAACAGUUUCGACUAUAUGGAAAGCAGAGAAAGAAUAAACCUAAAUAAUGAUAUGAAUAGUUAUAUUGUAUAUAAUAGACCAAAUGAAAAAUUCAAAUUGCCGAUUAUUGUAAAAGGUAAUGUGCAGUAUAUAGAAUCAGAACAUAUGUACAAAAUGAAACUGAAGGUCUUUUUCUAUAAUGUUGGUACAGCGCACAAUAGUAAUUUAUUAUUAACUCACUAUGAAGAUAUUUGUCUAAGUAUCCCUGUGCACAAUUUUAUAUGUUCAGUUAGUUUUCGUAGUGAAAUAGGGCAUAUGGUAUAUAGAGAUGAUAUAAAAUCAGUUGUAUGGCAUAUCGAAAAUGUUAUAGAUGUUAACAUACCUGUAUCAGCAACUAUAUCUAUGCAAAUAAAGCGUUCUGAGAAUACAGAAUUACCUCUACAUAUUGAUAACAGCAUCCAUCCAUUAGUCUGCAAUUGUAAUGGACUUUAUGAUCACUGUAUAUGUGCCCAUGCUUUCACUUAUUGGAAUAAUAAUACUUUGAUAUACUCUACUUUCAACUUUUCUGUUUUUGCUAGCUUAAAAAUUAAAGGCUUUUCAGUUACUGGAAGAAAAGUAAACAGAAUAGAAGUUGUUGAACCUCAAAAUUUAAGUGUACAGAAAAGAUGUAGAUAUGCUACUGUCUUUAAUAAUAUAGAGUUUAGACUUUAA